GGGGCCGGAUUGUACGCGGGCGCAGGACAGCGCCUGGGGCUUAGAGAGCCCUGAGGACCUGCGGGCAGCGGUGCCGGCCGUCCGGCGAACCGACGCGCGGCGGGGGAAGAGCCCGGGCGGCCGCCCCAAGCCCUCGCACACGCCCAGCAGACGCGGAGCACCUGCGGCUUCGGCGCUCGGCGGGCAGCGACUGCCUUUCCCGCGGACAGGUCACAGCCGCUGCUGCCGCGCAGCAGCAGCGCGGGAGCGCAGCCCAGCCCAGAGACUCCGCGGGGAGGCGCGCAGCCUGCGCGGGUUCCCCUGCGGGGCGUCCGCUCCCCGCCCCGCCGCGGCGCUCCCUGUCCCUCCCUCCCUCCCCGCAGCCACCUCUUCUCCUGGCCGCCGCUUCCGAGCCGUCCCGCGGAGCGGCGCGGAGCCUCCGCAGCAUGGCGGGGCGGGCGGGCGCGCUGUGGCUGUGCGCGGCGGCGGUGCUGGGCGCGGCGGCGGAGCUGCGGCUGACCCUGCUGCACACCAACGACGUGCACGGGCGAGUGGAAGCGCAGGGCGCAGGGACGCGGAGCUGCGCGGGCGCGGAGGGCUGCUUCGGCGGCGUGGCGCGGCGGGCGGCGCGGGUGGCAGCGGAGCGGGCUGCGCACCGCAACGUGCUGCUGCUGGACGCCGGGGACCAGUACCAGGGCACGGUGUGGUUUUCCCGCUUCAAGGGCCAGGAGGCGGUCCACUUCAUGAACCUCCUGCGCUACGAUGCCAUGGCUUUGGGGAACCAUGAGUUCGAUGAAGGUGUGAGCGGGUUAUUGGAUCCUUUUCUUAAAAAUGCUAAUUUUACAGUUCUGAGCGCGAACAUUAAGGGUAAAACCCCAUUAGCGAAUGAAAUGAUGAAAUAUGUUCAUCCUUUUAAAAUAGUACGUUUUGACUCAGAAUCAGUAGGAAUUGUUGGUUACACUACAAAGGAAACUUCUUUUCUUUCACAGCCAGGGGAUGAUGUAAUCUUUGAAGAUGAAAUUGAAUCAUUACAAGUACAAGUGAAUAAACUUACUGCCAUGGGAGUGAACAAAAUAAUUGCACUCGGACAUUCUGGUUUUACUGUGGACAAAAAUAUUGCCCAAAAAGUGAAAGGAGUAGAUGUUGUAAUUGGAGGACAUACAAACACAUUUCUCUAUACAGGCACCCCACCCUCGACUGAACAGCCAGCUGGCCCGUAUCCAUUCAUGGUUGACUCAGAUGAUGGGAGGACGGUGCCAGUUGUACAGGCUUACGCUUACGGAAAAUAUCUUGGUUACUUGAAUGUUACUUUUGACAAGAAAGGAAAUGUAGUCGCAGCAGUUGGAAACCCCAUUCUGCUGGACAGCAGUGUUCCUGAAGAUGAGCACAUUAAAGAAGAAGUGGAAAAAUGGAGGAAAAACCUGGGGAAUUAUUCUAAAGAGAUUGGAAAAACUAGUGUUUACCUGAACGGUACAAGCCAAGCGUGCCGUUUCCAAGAAUGUAACAUGGGAAAUUUGCUUUGUGAUGCUGUGCUUUAUGAGAAUGUCGGACAUCCGGAUAAAAAGUCAUGGAACCAUGUUUCAAUGUGCAUCCUGAAUGGAGGCGGGAUACGGUCAGCCAUUGAUGAACAGAGCGCUAAUGGUAGCAUCACUGUGGAAGAUUUGCUGUCUGUUUUGCCAUUUGGUGGUCGUUUUGAUUUGGUAAGGGUAAAAGGCUCCACUCUGAAAGAAGCUUUUGAGCACAGUGUGCACAGAUACGGAAGUGGAAGCGGAGAGCUGCUGCAGGUUGGAGGCAUCCACGUGGUCUAUGAUCUCUCCAGAGCCCCAGGAAGCAGAGUUGUUAGCUUAGAAGUGCUUUGCACAGCCUGCCGAGUCCCAGCCUACGUCCCGCUCCAGAUGGAUGAAAUAUACAAUGUGACUCUUCCGUCCUAUAUGUUAUUUGGAGGAGAUGGCUAUCAUAUGCUGAAAGACAAAAAUCUGGGAUACAGUAAAGGUGAACCUGAUAUUGAGGUUGUUUCCCGUUACCUCCAGAAAAUGAAGAGAGUUUACCCAGCAGUUGAAGGUCGAAUCAAGUUUUCUUCUGGAAGUCUUACUGAAGGAAGUCUUACCUUGAUUUCUGUAUUGUUCACUAUAACAUUCUUGCAUACUUGAUUUUUGCUAUGUUUUCGUUUAGAGGAAGGCAGGAGAUGGUGCUGACAAAGGGAAGAGAGAACAGUUCUCUUUUCUUACACCUUAAAAUGAAUGAGCACUUGGGUUUCUGCAUGUCAACAGUAAGAAGCACAAGCAAUUGUCUUUAAUCUGGUAGAGUCAUUGAAGCACGCGGUGCAGAAUUCGUGACUUAGUUUGAAGCAGCAGAUACAAACCAACUCGCAUAACCCACAAUUCAAUUUGAUGUUUCAAGAAGCAAAGUAUCAGUGAAUACUAAUGCUCCAUCAUAAAACAACUGCUGACUGAAAUGGGGUAUUUUUAACUUGCCAAAUUCUUUUAGCUGCUUUAGAUAGUAAGUUGAUUAAGAAUCUGAUUCCAGUAAUGUAAACAAGCUUCUAGAAAUGGAGUUAUUUUAGGUGUAUAUACCUUUCUUUGAUCUCCACUCAGGGUUAAAGCUUUCAAUCUAAUAAUUCAACUUUGCUUCCAGUCCUAUUUAUCAUACCUACACCAAUGCCUGAACGAGCUGGAUUAAACUCGGUGUCAUUAAAAGCAUGAGGUCCAUUUACAUGCAAUUAAAUUUUUUUUUUCCAUUUUACCUUAGAAGAUGCAGCAUCUCAAUUUUUUAGUUUUCCAUUAACAAAAGAUGCAAUGAAAGCUUGAUUUCCUUUUGAUCAAUUUUAACAAAAUGAGUACAUAUAUUUCACUACUUAAUAUGACCGGUUUGGGGACUGUAUCUAGAGAACACAAUCUAUGAUUUUGUUUCAUAUAAAUAUGCUCAAUUUUACACCUUUUUCCAAAGACCAAAGCACAGGACUCUUGACCGUUACUCCAUAGCAGCAACAUUCAGGGAGAACAUUGGGUGCUCGCAUUGACUCCUGCAGCACUGUGGCAACCUUCAGAAGUUGCCCGGUAAUGGGACUUUUUGCAGCAUAACCUGGCCUUAGCUGAACUGCGAUCAUAACUCAAAAGCUUGUCUCCUCUAUGGGAACGCUGUAUUUAAAAAUAUUUUAAAAAUAGGCAGUUGUAAGAGGCUAGAGUAUAAAACCAGAAAUCGGAUUAAAUGCCAAGUGUAAAUUUCUCACACUUUAUCAACAAGUGAUUGCUUAUAAACGAGUGCAAACGAUGAUUAUUUCUCUAAGAUAAUUCACAUUUGGAAUUUUGACAUCAACAUGUUUCCAUGUUGUUUCUUCCUGUGUUAAAUUGAUUCUCAGUGUUUUGAAUAAACCUGCUUUGUUUCUCUGGAAAGUGCACUACACUUUUUUCAGACUCAAGCUACUUGCCUCUCAAAUUCACUGCACCUGCAGAUUUCAAGAAGAAGGUGCAUGAAGAUACACAUGCAGUAUGCUUAAAUUUCAAGACCUCAUUUGUUUCCGCAUAAAUUCAAGGGUUGGGCAUGAAAAGAUCUGGACCACACAGGUGCAUUAGGUAAGUUGUGUCAGAACAGGGAGACAAACAACUGACCUUGACACACUGGUAGUUAUAACCUGGCAUUGACGAUUUGUGAAUACCAGUCCCUAAAGUUACUAAUUUACAGAAUGAGCUUCCCCAAAUCAACAUAAAACCAGUAACAGAGAGUGCACUUACGUACCCGCACACCAAUUUUUAAAGAGUUACAACAAUUCCUUUGGCAUACCCAGAGAAAUAACACCUUUUUGUAUACCUUUUCCUUCUGUUUGUCAAAGUCAUAGAUAGAUAAUGCAAAUUGUGCUGACAAAGAACACGAAUACUGCAUUAGAUUGGUUUGUUUGAAAAAAAAAAGGAGAAAAUGGGUGUUGUCGGAAAAGAAAAAUGGAGGAAUUCCUAUUCAAAUAUCUGUUUUGUUCUGUGAGUAAAACUUGUUAAAAAAUGCACACAUUGAAGUCCUUUUCAAACCGUCUUUUAUAAAGGCUGGGCCAACAAAUUAAGACUUACAGGAAAAAUCUUCCACAUUUAUACUAAUAAAUUUUUAGAAAAUGCUCUGAA
Molecule: messenger RNA, 4088 nt
Organism: Grus americana (Whooping crane)
Lineage: Eukaryota; Metazoa; Chordata; Aves; Gruiformes; Gruidae
Gene: NT5E
Product: 5'-nucleotidase ecto
Exons: 9
Coding region: 426-2129 (567 amino acids)
Biological process (GO): AMP catabolic process
Cellular component (GO): plasma membrane
Molecular function (GO): 5'-nucleotidase activity; nucleotide binding; metal ion binding
Source: RefSeq, a predicted model, not a curated record